Messenger RNA from Diplodia corticola, 2337 nucleotides. Its product is annotated as microtubule binding protein hook3. Lineage: Eukaryota; Fungi; Ascomycota; Dothideomycetes; Botryosphaeriales; Botryosphaeriaceae. The transcript is spliced from 6 exons. Gene Ontology annotation, biological process: cytoplasmic microtubule organization; cytoskeleton-dependent intracellular transport. Gene Ontology annotation, cellular component: centrosome; cytoplasm. Gene Ontology annotation, molecular function: dynein light intermediate chain binding; microtubule binding. The record is from RefSeq and is a predicted model, not a curated record. The coding region runs from base 1 to 2337 and encodes 778 amino acids.
AUGGACGCCACCUCCCCCGAGCUCGAGCAGGCCCUGCUCGAGUGUGCAAACACCUUUGGCCUGUCAAAACCCGUCAAGUACUGGAAGGACCUGCAGGAUGGCCACCUCCUGUGGGAGAUGCUGAAGCUCCUCGACCCGGACUACUUCACCGGUGACCUGCCCGAGGACGUCCAGAAGACGGGCGAGAGCUGGAUUUCGAGAUGGCAGAACAUGAAAUUCAUCGACAAGGCCAUGACCACCUACCUCCGCGAAGUCGCCAUGAACGAGGGCCUGAUCCGCCUGUUCAAUCCCGACCUGAAGGCCAUCGCAAUCGACAGCGACGUUGCCCAGAGCACCAAGAUGCUCAAGGGCCUGCUCAUGCUCGGCUUCUCAUCCGAAAAGGCGAACCCCGUCCUCACAAACAUCGUUAGCAGGAUGCCACCGACCGAUCAGGGGCACCUCGCCAUCAUGGCCCAGACCAUACACGUAGCCAUGGAGAAGGCCAUGGAGCCCCCGAAGCAGGACGAAUCCGUCGAGGAGGAGAUCACCUCCUCGGAUGGCGAGGCUCGCCCGGACACAAUUCAGCGCGAUCCUGAGCUCGAGCGUGAAGAGCGUCUGAUCAAGGCGAAUCAGGAGAUCAAGCGGCUUCAGACCAAGCUUUCUGAGGCCGUCGAGGACCUCGACGAUGAGCGUAAGAAGAAUGCUCAGCUGGAUGAGGCGCUCGUCGAAGCCAGAGUCCUCCAGGAGACCCGCGGCCGUCGAACUGACGAUGACGAGGUUACCGAGCUUAAGAUUCAGGCAGACAAGGAUCGCGACUAUAUUGCCCAGUUGGAGACGGAUCUGGAGGAGGCCAAGAACCUCAACGAGAGCCAGGGCCGCCAUCUGGAGCGUUUUAGGAGCGACGCUGAGACCAAGCAGGAGCUCCGCGACGAGAACCAGCUGCUCAAGGCUGAGCGUGACGAGCUCCUGCAGAAGACCAAGGGUAUGGAAAACCUUCGCAAGAAGGUCGAGCACCUGCAAGAGCAGGUCAAGGUUCAGCAAGGGCUGCAGCAGCGUCUGCAGUCCUUGACCGAGGACCAGCAGGAGCUUGAUCAGCUCAGGGAGAUGAACGGUCGGCUCAAGACAAUGAACGAGGAGACCAUGCAGACGCUCGCUACCACCGAGGCCGAUCUUUUCGAGGUCAAGCAGACCAAAUCUCGCUUGGAACAAGAACUCAAGGGAGCCAUCGCCCGCGCCGAAUCCGCCACCGCCAUGUCCAACCGCUACCAGGCCGAGAACCAACAGCUCGAAGAGAGACUCCGCGAAGUCGAAGAUCGCUCAACGGGUAUCGAAGGUUUCGGCUCUCUCGCAGAUCAGCUCAAGGAUGACGACAUGGACGCCAAGUCGAUCGCACGCAAGUCGAUCAUCGUCAACACGGACAAUGCCGACGUGGAGCUUCUUCAGCAGAAGAUUGAGCUCCUCACUUCCAGAUGCCAGAGGGUGGAGGAGAAGUAUCUGGACGUCUUCCAGGAGAACCUUGGCCUCCAGGCCGCUCUACAGGAUGAGCAAUCGCUCAAGGAAGGGGACGAUCCGUUUGUUCACCAGACUACCAAGCUGCAUGCUGCCGAGGCUGAGCUCAAGAACCUUACUAACCAGAUCCAUGAGAUCACGGCCAAGAACAUGGAGCUGCAGGCCAAGCUUGCUGAGCAGACUGGAACGGGUAAGAUGGAUGGCGCAUCCAGUGCUGACCACCAGACAUUGAAGGACAACCACGACCAGCUUCUUAGUGCAUAUGACAACCUUCAGAAGCACGCCAAGACGCUUGACAACGAGAUUGACGACUGGAGGGCUCUGCUGCGCCACAAGUUGCUCAAUGCCGACAUUCUCCGCCAGGAGGAUGCCGAAGCACUUCAAGCGAACGAGUUCAAGCUCCUCCAGGAGCAGUUGAUUUUCCACCGCGAAGCUCCGGACGAAGAGGCCGACCAGAUCAAGAUCGCCAUUGCCUCGGACGUCAUCAAGAAGUUGAGCAGCGGUCUGGCCGAUCUUUCAUCUCGCGAUUCGCGCAUCGCGGAUCUGGAGUCGAUGGUCAAGACGUUGAAGACGAACCUAGAGCGCAUAAAGAAGGAGGCGGGCGACAAGGCAUCGGUCGAUGUCCAAAAGGAGCUUCAGGCCCUUCAACGCGAGAACAAACUCAUAAUGAGCGCUUGGUACGAUAUGGCCAACAGGCUCCAGUCAAACACGGUCGUGCUCCAGCGCACCAAGACCGAAACUCCAAAGUCCUGGCUCGGCCGCCAACGCAUGGAGGCCAGCCGCGGCAUUGCCGCCGGCCUGGGAGGUAUUGGCGCGAGUGUAAGUUCCAUCCCCAUUCUCUUUGCUUAA